Messenger RNA from Copidosoma floridanum, 3691 nucleotides. RefSeq lists its product as uncharacterized. Lineage: Eukaryota; Metazoa; Arthropoda; Insecta; Hymenoptera; Encyrtidae. The record is from RefSeq and is a predicted model, not a curated record.
AACAUAAACAACAACUGAACAAAUACUGCACUCGAAAACAUUAUUUUUCGCCCCCAAACGAAACACUACGAUUAGUCGAAUCCCAAACCUCAUAAAGUGCCAUCGACUAUACACUUUUAUAAUUUUCCUUAUAAGCUGGUUGGUUCAAAAACUGAUGCAUCAAUCGAUUCACCGUGAAAUUCCAUCACACGUUUAUUUCAUUGCUUUAUGAUUUGUGUUUGUUAUUUUUGUUCCAGACGAUGGAAUCCGAUACCAUGAUGGAAGUGGACAACAAAGGAUUCGAAAAGGACAUCAAGAGGUCUCCAUACCUGUCAGCUGUCCAAUCGUUGCCUGGAAACACUCCCGGUGAAAAAUACAAGACCAUCAAUACCCUGGUCCAAGGAAUAAUUGCCGGUAGCAAUGAGCCUUGCAGCUACAACGGAGACGUAGCCACGUGGGACGCCUGCACACCUGCACUGCAUCCGCUAAUAAAAGCUCACAUUGGAAAAAAGCUGCGGCUAACGGGUGAAAUCGAGGAAGCUUUGAAAUGCCCGGAUGUCAAGGUGGUGAACGUAGCUCUACGAGCUAAGUGGUUUUUCUACUCCACGAACGAUUACAUAAACACCGCGUACGUUGCCAAUAUCCUACCUCUCGUUAGCAAGCGCACCAAGUUGAGGAUCAUAAAACGGUUGUCCCAGUCUUUGGCGAACGACGAAGCCAAGGGGGAGCAGUUUUUCAACUUUUUCUACGACCGAUACGGUUUUCAAGAAGCUUUCCAGUUUAUCACGUGCUGCAGCGAACAGAUCAUCGAUGGCAUAUUGACGGAGCGCCAAGUGGUACUGUCUACUAAGACCCUGGGAAUUCUGUUUAAAAAACAUCCAAAACUCGUGAUCGAUUACAUGCACAAGAUGACGAACAAUGCCGAUGAAAAAGAUAAAGUUUUGGAGCCGGUGAUACGGUUUGUUCCUAGGCUGAUAAAAAACCAUACUUCGGAUUACAUUGUGCUGUUUGAAAAAUUGAGUGGCAAGCAAUGGCCAAAAUUGGGCUGUAAGCUUACUCAUUACCUGACACGGAAUAAUCCGAAGUACAUCAUGAGCAACAUACACAAGUACCAAGAUUGUUCGUUUAGAUCUUUGCGGAAGAAUCUUACGCUGAAGCAGUACAUGAAGGUGCUGGGUAAUCUAUGUUCAGAGCAAAGGAGUUCGUUUGAUUUUUUCGAAAUUCUUAAGUUAUUGAGAUACGACGCGAUAGAAAAUCGCCUAGAUUUAAUAACGGAUAUUUAUAAAAAUAAAUAUGGCGAGGAAUUACUUACUCGUUUGGAAUUUUUCAAUAUUCAAUCACGUUUAAAAGAAAUGCAUGGCCUACUAACUUUGAAACAGAUUGAAACUUUUGUCUCUCAUCUCGUCUUGAAAAGAAAAUGUUGCGGGAUAGAUGACGUGCUCCCUUUUUUGGCUUACUACCCACAAGAAAAGAUAUUACAGUUACUACAUAGAGUCAGGAAUCAAGGGGAACAAGGUCAACGUUGUUCCGACGGUUUUUUGUCAUUCGAGUAUAAGCUGUUAUUUUCAUAUCUAACUGGCAAGGAACGAACAGAUGAAGCCAAGAGAUUGAUGAUGAAUCCUAGACCAGAUUUGGAUUCUUUCUAUUACGAGUGUUGUUGUUACCUGCCAAUAGAUGAAUCGCUCAAGAUGUUAAUGGACGCUUACAAUUCAUCAUCACCUCCAAAGGAGGGAAAGUUGUCAUUGGUCACUAAAAUGAUAAUGACUUGCAAAAUUAAUAAAAGCCAAGAAGGUUUGCUGGAAUUUCUGUCUUUUUACAACGAUCGACACAAAAAUGCACUGCCAUCAACUUUCCGAGCUGUACUGCCUGAGAUUGUAAAAGCUUUGGACGCGAUGAAUCCCAACGUAACGCUUUUGUCAGAGUUUUACAAGUUGGUCAUACAACAGUACGUGUUCAAGAAUUUGUUUUUGUCGGGGGAUGACGUGGUGCACCUUAUUUUUUCAAAGAUUCAUCUUUUGCUCGGCCAAUCCGACAACGACGCGGGCGGGCAAGUUUUAUUUGACAAACUGGUAAACAUCUAUCUGGAAUUUAAGAUUGAAUUCUACAGCCGCUCGCCAUGGGACAUUCUCCCAUCGAAUCCAAAACUUGAAAUGGACGUUUUGGACAAAAUGAUACGGACGAUCCCGCAAAUUUACCCCGAAGACCACACCACGUGGAAAGACAAAGUCAAGAGAGUUCAAGUUCUAAUGAAUAUUGUAUCCAAGUUGCAUGAGCACAACGUGAUAAAAAAAAAGAACCAGAAUAACGACAAAAAUUAUCCCACCUCCGCAAGAUUAUCAAAAAUGGAGGAUUACACUUGGCUGGCGAAUACCAUAUGCAAAAUAUUCAAGGAAAGUAACGAUUGCGGCUCUCUCGUCGACAACCUCAGAAGUGUCAUCCGAGAGUACGACCCGGAAUUCCAUCGAUCCAAGAUACCUCCGACGAGUGAGUGCGUGCGCCAGAUGUUGUUGAACGGCCGUGUCCGUGGGGAGCUGAAAAACCACCCAGAAAUAAUUUUGGCCAACUGGGAACAAUACUUGCACGUGUGCCGGAGCAUGUUGUAUCGCCGUUCAAAAAAAGCAGCUCGGAAAUUCGUACUUGCUCUGAAAUGGCACAACGAGUUGCCAAUAAAGUUCAUCGAACGCUGCUCGUUGGAAAUCGGCAGCGAGGGGAGUUUGGACGUUUUGGGUAUUCUCGUGGAAGGCGAGUCGUUGGGUGAAUUGCUGUCUCGGUAUGCUCCAAGGGCCCCGAGUAUGGAUAUUUACGAGCUGGACCCGAUGGGGACUUACAAAAUUUUACCCUCGUUCCCUUCGGCUGUCAAUGCGUCCAAUCCACCGGUAGAUUUGACAUUUUUGUUGCCAUUUAUCCAGAAUACGGAUAAUUCAAAGAUCAUGCUGCGCGUGAUUUCGAGACUCGGUCGGCACGUCGAGAAGACAAAAGUGUUGGGCUUCAUAGAUCUGCUCUGGAAUAACCCUAACAUCUUGAAAAAAAGUGCCAUUUUUCUACUGAUCUCCGAGGUGGGUGACUUUGACGAAGUACAGAGUCUUUUACGUAAAUUGUACGCGGAAAAGCGUGAACCAUGGCACAGGCGUAUGGUAACGCGUAAAAUUCUUAGCUACGCGAAAGAGUUGAGUGAUGAAAAAAUACAAUCGCUCGUUGAUAUUUGCAUAGACAUUGUCACUGUCGACGAUGACGCUGACCUAGGGAUUUUCAUUUCCAAAAUCCAUGCAUUGCCUCGCCGUUGUUGUCCCGAGUACGUGAAGAAAUUGUUAACUAAAGUCGAGGCCCUGGCGGUGAACGAUGAUCAUACAAAGUGGAAAGAAAAGUGGAUAGUGCGUAUUUUGACGGUCAUCGAGGAAAAGAUGGUCAUAUGUUUUCCCAAAGAACUGAUUUUGGACAUAUUGCGCAAGUAUUUUUUUAGAACCCAUUCGUGGCACGUUUCGAUGGUGACAAUGUGUUUGGCACGUUUAGUCUUCAGUUCGUCCUUGGCACGAAACAACAAGAAAGCACUUGGGCAAAAAAAAUUAUAAAUUUUUUUUUCCAUCAACCACGUUUUUUCUGUAACAACGAGCUUGCAUCUUGUUUUAUUUCACACUCCUUACUCCUCCAUUAAUAAUUUGUAUGAGAAAAUAAAAAAUGAUGAUUUUUUUUAAUGAAUUAACGUACCAGUACA